AUGUCUCCAGCUAGCGAGAGAGACUCUUGCGCGAGGAGCCUCAGUCAUUCAGUACAAGAACUGGCUGGGAAUUCAAGUGCCCAUAAUUUGAGAUCGCGUAGUCCGCGUUUAGAACAAUUGAUAGUAUCUUCACCGAGCUACGCCAUUGACGUAGCUGCUCCCGUAGCCACGAAGCCGGACAUGGGUCCGUCGCGGCAGACAACCACCUGA
Arctia plantaginis is the source of this 210-nucleotide messenger RNA. The record is from the annotation of a GenBank genome assembly. NCBI's taxonomy places the organism in Eukaryota, Metazoa, Arthropoda, Insecta, Lepidoptera, Erebidae.